Messenger RNA from Meleagris gallopavo (turkey), 5939 nucleotides. It is a transcript of the gene FOXO4, whose product is annotated as forkhead box O4. NCBI's taxonomy places the organism in Eukaryota, Metazoa, Chordata, Aves, Galliformes, Phasianidae. The record is from RefSeq and is a predicted model, not a curated record. Gene Ontology annotation, biological process: regulation of transcription by RNA polymerase II. Gene Ontology annotation, molecular function: DNA-binding transcription factor activity, RNA polymerase II-specific; RNA polymerase II cis-regulatory region sequence-specific DNA binding. Gene Ontology annotation, cellular component: nucleus.
AUGGCUUCUUCUCUCCGGGGCGGCUCCCGGCGGAACGCGUGGGGCAACCAGUCGUACGCCGAGCUGAUCAGCCAGGCCAUCGAGAGCGCGCCCGAGAAGCGGCUGACGCUGGCGCAGAUCUACGAGUGGAUGGUCCGAUCCGUACCCUACUUCAAGGACAAGGGGGACAGCAACAGCUCCGCCGGAUGGAAGAACUCUAUUAGGCAUAACCUGUCUCUGCACAGCAAGUUCAUUAAAGUUCAUAAUGAAGCCACGGGGAAGAGUUCCUGGUGGAUGCUCAAUCCUGAAGGUGGUAAAAGUGGAAAAGCACCAAGAAGAAGAGCUGCAUCUAUGGACAACAGCAGCAAACUCGCUAAAGUCAGAAGUAAAGCAUCCAAAAAGAAGCCCCCUCUCCAGUCUGCACCAGAAGCCACUGCUGACAGCCCUGGCUCCCAGUUCCCAAAGUGGCCUGGGAGCCCAUCCUCGAGAAGCAACGAGGACUCUGACGUGUGGAACACUUUCAGGCCUCGAACCAGUUCCAAUGCAAGCACCAUCAGUGCCAGGCUUUCUCCAAUCCUCACCGAGCAGGAUGACCUCCACGACGAAGAGCUUCUCCCGUCUAUGGUGUACUCCAGUGCGUCCAGCAACGUUCCACCAACCGUGACGGAGGAGCUUGAGCUCAUCGAUGGGUUGAAUUUGAUGUCUCCCAGCUCAUCUGUGCUGUCUACUCAGCAAUCCGCCUCCAGUGGUCAGAUCCAGAGAGAUUCCAGCUUUUCCUUGAGGAGCCCAAAUGCGGCUGGUCAGACCACUACGUUUGGCAAUUCCCUGUUUAACCCUGUUGAAAUGUCUCUGCAGAGUUCUGUCAGCCAUUUCUCCGGCCCGCAGACCUUGGAAGCUCUUCUGACACCCGGCUCUCCGCCUCCAAGGGAUGUGCUGAUGACUCAGGUGGAUCCAGUUCUCCCGCAGACUGGUGGCAGGAUGAGCAGCCGAACUCUUCUGCUUCUAGGUGGACAAUCCACUCAGAGUAAGAUGAGCUCAGGCAACGUGCGAGGAAAGCCUGCAGAGCAGCAGGCAGAACCAGUUGGUGCCAGUGUUUUGCCAUCAACGCUUCCUAUAGUAGCAUCUCCUCAAAACACUGCCAGCAUUAACAGUUUGAAGACUCCAGUUUCUGCAACAGCUGCCCAGUCGGUGCAGCUGGGCAGUCCUCCACUGCUUUCUUCUGCUGGCCCUGCUCCUCUGGGCUUGAACCAGGACAGGCUGCCCAUUGACCUGGACAUUGACAUGUACAUGGAGAAUCUUGAAUGUGAUAUGGAUUACAUAAUCAACAGUGAACUCAUGGAUGGAGAAGGACUGGAUUUUAAUUUUGAACCUGUUCCGUCUACUCCCAGCUAUCCCAGCAGCUCACAGGCUUCCAGCCACACCUGGGUACCAAGUUAACUUCAGGAGCACAAAAGUGUCCUUCAGGUUUUGAACAUUGGGUUCUGACUUCGCUUCCCACCCCUGGCAGAGAAAAGAACGGAGCAUGUUGGAUUUGCUUUCCCUGCACGCCACACCUUGGGCAGAAGGGGCUGCCCACCUGGGAAGAAGGGGCAAAACUGCAUCUGGCUGCAACAGGAAGAGGUUAAAAAUAAGAAUCCUGUUAUGUGCCACGUCUCUUCCUACAAACCUGACCCUGCCAUGGACCUUCUGGGGAAACCCUGGGCUGUGUGUGUCCGGAGAGGAGCCCUGGGAGAAACCUUGGCCAGAAGCCUCUGUGGCGGGCAGUAGUGUUUUCCCAUGUGAAGAGUUGGGUUUGCUGGAGGAAUGUCUCCAUGGCUGUCCUCUCUCUGCUACGGCAGAGUGUCCCAGUGCCUCGGGCUGGCGGAGGGCUGCUCGCUUCCCUCUUGCCUUGAAAUAGUUGGACGUUUUCAUUAAAGCCACCAGAUGUGCACUUGGAUUCCCACGGACUGGCUGAGGAAUGGGAAGCAUUGUGCUGGUGGAAGCCUGGUGGGAAGAGGGGUGCUGUUAUGGGGCUGGGGUCGGUGGUUCCAUUGUGCCCUUCUCACCGGAUCAGCCGUCAUCUUUGUGCAGCGAAGGGCUGUGGUUGUGGCAUUAGGGGCUUCCUUCAUUCAUCUGAGAGAAGCAGUGUUGAGUUUUCCACUGUGCCAACUGUGCCCUGUUGAAUCCUAAGCAUGUUCAGAGAAGUCCCUAUGCUGUUCUCAGCACAUUCCCAAUACACCAGGCUGAUGUAAAAUAGGCACGGGUGCCAAUAGCUGUUUCUGGGACGUGAAAACAUCAUCUGGGGGUUUGUUUCUCAUCUGUCAUGCUACAGCAGAGAAGGGGAAAGCCUGGGUGUGGCCUUAACAGAGCCCUGGUUGCUUUUCAGAAGGGCAUUUUCUAUAGAUGAAAUAUUUUUUUACUAAUCUGGGAACUUUCUACAGUGAAUAUGAAGCCAAUGUUAAGUGUGUCCCCGUUAGGCGUAUCGGGAGCCUCUGAGGAGGUGCCAGUGACAGACUUCUUUUUCAAAGCUGUAUUAGGAACAAACAUAUUUGAUGUUGGAUAAUGUAUAUGAUUGAGGGGAGAGUUGGCAGAUCCCCACAGUUUCCAACCGCCGUGGGGAAGGGUUGUACAUUAUUGUAAUCUAUAUGUAAAAGUAGCUGCAAAUUACAUAGAAGCUUUUCUAAACCUUUUUAAAUAUAUAUUAUAUAUUUUAAUUGAAAAUGAGAUUAUUGGAUAUAAAAAAAACCAACACUUGCUGCAUCUGUCCCCUUGAUAGCAGAUAACACUACAGAGUGGGAGGGGACAGGCCUAAGGCAUUUUGGGCCAAGAAGCUGAAGAUGUCGUUAGUACAAGUGGGAAGAGCACUGCAGUGUAACUGGGGAAUAACUGCCUCCACUAAAGCAAGUGGAAGGCACCAGCAUGGCAUUCAGCCACAGCUUCUCAUGUGCUCCCCUGGAUCCAGCAUUCCCACUGUGCUGGGGAAUGCCAGUCAGUAACUGCACUCCUCGUCCCUUCGGCAGCUGGGCUGCGUUGCAGGGAUUCCCAUUUGUGGGAUGGUGUGGGCUUGGCCAUGCUCCAUCUGCUGGCUUCCAGGCAGAGCGAUGGAGAGCACUAGCUGGUGUGUUUGGUAGCUGUCAUCUUGGGUUUUGUGAUUUUUAUUUGUUGCUGGUGUUUCUUCUGCUGCUGGGGAGCACCUCCCUGGGGCUGUGUCAGAGCUUGUCGCAUCUCUUGGUUCUUGCAGGACAGAAGCCAGGAAAGAGGAGACCAGUUCACUUGGCACAUUUCUGCUGCCAUUUGGUGCUGGCAGUGGCAAGACCUGGUGAGACGUGGUGGUGCUUUUAGGGUAUUCCAGUAGGCUGGGUCUGGCAGAACCCCUCUGGGCUCCUUGCUGAAGGAGGAGGUGGUUUCUGCUCUGGUUUCCAUCAUGCAGUGCCAUGAGCCAUGUUGUCUUGCCAGCUUGUCUGCUCUGUUGUCAUGGUCCUCAUUUCGUUUUCAUUUGAGUGGAGAUUGGAACACUGGGAGUGGUUUGUCUGCCUGCCUGCACCAAUGAGUCUUCAACAGCCUUAUCCUCAGCAUGCUCGGCCGUCAGAGCCCCUGUGUAGUCUGAUAACCUCUGCUUUGAAGGCAGUCUCUGUGGCAGACCUCAUGGCAAUGCACUUAAAAAUAAUCCACCAUCUGCAUGUCUGGCCACACCUUGCUGCAGCAAAACCAGAAACAUUGAGGAGGCAGAUCAUAAGCUGGGAUACCAGGUCUUGAGCCAGGGAUGCAUAUUCUCACUGCAGUUAGUUCAUUACUCAAAUCGACAGAUAGCCUUUCCACAAACACCUCAUGCUACAUACGGCAUGUAUUGCACAUAAUGACUGGCCAUUAUGCUGAUUCACUUAAUAGAUCCGGUGGGAUUUGGGUUUUCUGGCUGAUAAUAGGCCACUUUGUUUGCUUGGACCCCCAGGGCAAACAAGUCCCAUGAUGUGCAGAGUGAGCUGACGGCUGCCGUGCUUAGGGGUGGUUCUGCUGCUUCACAGCUGUGUAUCAAGGACAGGAUAGCAGCACAGCCAGUGCUGCUCAGUGUGACUCUCUAAUGCCUGUAUCAUGAAAACAGAGCCCAAAGCAAUAGGAAGGGCGUUGUUAGCAACAGGUGCUCUCCAUCCCUUCAACACAAAAGCAGCUGGCAAGGGCUGAAGGAGCUGGAGAGCAUGUGCUGGUGCUGAGGAUGGUGCUCAGUGAGCAAUGAAUGCAAUGUUGUGGGCUCGGGCAGAUUCUCUGCUUGUUGGUAUGUGUGGCAGGGCGGUUUGGAUCCCGGUCACGGAGGGCAGAGAUGCUGAGAAUUUGGGAGUUCUCCAACCCCUUCUCAAAUAACUUCUCCUUCAUAAAGCUUUUCUAGCCUGGGAUGUUUCCUCAUAGGACAUAAAGGACUUUAAAGUUCUUAAACCACCGCUUGCUGAAGGCUGGGAGGAGAGGUCUCACUCAGCACUUCCCUGGGAUUUGUGUUUGCUUCCGACAGAUGCUGAGUGCGGCACAGCAUCUCGGUGGGUCGUUGUUCUGAGGCAGCAGCAAUGACCAGCAGGGACUUUUGGGGGCUGUUCCCGUAAGGAGGGAUCGGGCUGGGGUUAGGGAGCAGCUCUGAGCCUGCUGGGGAAGGAGGGCAGGGGACGCUGCUGUGGGGACUGCUGCUCCCUGACAAGUGCCUGGGGGGCUCCUGGCGUGAAGCCCCCCGCCGUGCUGUGCACACCUUCCCUGUCCUCACCGUACCAAGUUCCGUUCACCUCCAGAGGAUCAAAUGCUGUCUUCCGCAACGUGAGGCCGCUGUGCUCUGGGCCCUGAAGGGUUCUGCCCAUGGAGCCUGCUGGGAGGCACGUGUAUUGCUUUCAUUUACACCUGAGUUUAGCUAAUUGCUUGAGACUUCUUCAUAACUUGAGCGUAUUUCACUACUACCAGCUCCCUGUCAAAGUUUGGGCUAUUGAAAGCUGCUUAGAGCCCUUAAUUUCCAUAGCUGGUGUGUCUAAAACCACGACAUCCCCCUGCCUGGGCUGCUUCACAAGCAGCAGUGCUGUCAUUCUGCUAAGCGAGAGGAACGAACGCAGUGGGAGCAUUCUGGAGCCCGGCUGUGCUCAUAACUGAGGCUCAUGCUAGAAGCAAGUAGCACUAAUCAGCUUUUCCAAAGGAGAUGCCUAGAAAGCUUUUCUAUAGAUCAUGAUUUGUUCAUUUUCUUACUUAGGUGCUUAUUUAUAGUCACACUCAAAUGCUGCAGUGCUAGCCUUGCUCCAGGAGGGAGAAACCUGUGUCUGGUGCUGUGGGUGGGGGUGUCUGGGGAGAGGGGGGGGUCACCAAAAUAACGUGCAAGUUUGGACCGUUGUCCAAAAAAACACUUGUAUAUCAAUUUUGGGACGUGAACCUGAACAGGGAUGGUGUAGGGUUUGCCUCAGCUGCAUGCCUGGUGAAAAGUUUGUUCUGAUUCACGUGGGGAAAAGCAAGCAGGAGGUGACUCCGGGUGCCUGAAGCUCAGUAGCGUGUGUAACUCAUCACUACAGCUCAUAACCCCUCGAGAAAGGGACCCUUGUGGUGCCAGGCAGGAGGGCAUGGCCACAGCUGGUGCUCCCAAAGUGUCUGGAGAGUCUGGCUCUGCAGGGUAGGGCAGUUCUGCUGGAAGCAGCCUUCUUCAGAGUGCUGGGGCUGGUUUGGGGAAGAGGUGUUUCCAGCACAGCUUUCUGCACUGCCAGCACAGGCACUGCACAUAGGAUGGGCACCACGAGCGGAUGCCUUUCCCACCCCAUCUCCCUCUGCACACUUUCACCCAUUUCUCAUGAGAAUUAUUUUAUUUUAUUUUUUUUUUUACAUAAUAAAUCUCUGCUUUUGUUUGCUCUCUGUAGCAGUGUAACUUCUGAACCAUUACAGGCUCUUUGUUACCAUCUGUGCUAGCAAGACUGUAGAAUGUGCUAGACUAGGGGGGAAUGUUUGACAAAUAAAAAACCUGUAAUCCUCUA